Molecule: messenger RNA, 669 nt
Organism: Oppiella nova
Lineage: Eukaryota; Metazoa; Arthropoda; Arachnida; Sarcoptiformes; Oppiidae
Source: the annotation of a GenBank genome assembly
AGUUGACACUACAGUUCAACGAUUCGAUGACAAAGACUUUUGAAUAUCCAUCGGAAGCGUCUCUACUCCAAGAGAUGGGUAUUUCAAUGUCUGGCGACGACUUAGACGAUAGCAAAAGUGAAACAAAUGAAUCUGUGAUACAAUCGGAGUCUAAUAAUGCAAAUACCAGUUUAAAUACACUGAAAAACAAUUUGGCGCUGGGAGGCUCACAGGGUAGUUUGGGGUCAUAUAAGCCCACACUAAUUGAUACGCCUUUCGAGUUGGGGGUCUCGAGGACUCAUAAAACAAACGCAGAGAUCAUCGCAAGUGAUGUCAACUCAUCCACCAAUUCAGACGAAACGGAUUUAAUAAAACCAGCCAAUCCUGAUGAGACCAGCUCCUGGUCCACCAGUUCCACCGCUUCAGACCUAUUGUUUUAGUGACCAUUACUUUUCUCUCCCAUUCCUUAAGCUUAGUCUGAGAUAUAAAAUCAUAUUUAUUUUAAACUCAAACACUGAUUAUAUAAAUAUUAUUAUUAUUUACAUAUAAUUUGAAAUUAAAACAAACUUUUAUGCCAUCAUUCCUCACAUAAUAUAUCACUCGUUAUAAUGAAUAUUCAAUUAUUAAAUCAAUUAUUUAUUUUUUUAUAAAAGUUUGAAAUUUAUUUUUUUAAAUAACAAAUUGAGACAC